This is a messenger RNA of Antechinus flavipes (yellow-footed antechinus), 1997 nucleotides long. It is a transcript of the gene INHBE, whose product is annotated as inhibin subunit beta E. The coding region runs from base 217 to 1269 and encodes 350 amino acids. Gene Ontology annotation, cellular component: extracellular region. The transcript has 2 exons. NCBI's taxonomy places the organism in Eukaryota, Metazoa, Chordata, Mammalia, Dasyuromorphia, Dasyuridae. Gene Ontology annotation, biological process: BMP signaling pathway; SMAD protein signal transduction. The record is from RefSeq and is a predicted model, not a curated record. Gene Ontology annotation, molecular function: hormone activity; growth factor activity; cytokine activity.
UAAGCUGAGUAGAUCAACCAAGCAGACAACUCUGAAUACCCUACUUUUCAUCGGUCAGUUUUUUGUUUUCAUUGUUAAGGAUUUGUGGUGGUGGUGUUUUCAGGGUAUAAGAAUAGGAAACACCUGACUCUCCCUUCUGCAGGGGGUAGGUGUAAUAUCUGUGCUUAGUGGACUCCGUUUUCCCCCUGGCUUGGACCUAAGAUAGCCACAGGGAGAAUGGGAUACCCAGAUGUCUGGCUCCUCCUGGUACUGCUAUGGGCACUAGCGGGAGCUCAGAGAGCAGGACCUCGGUGCCCAUCAUGUGGGCUGUCCACACUAGGACCCCAGGAAGAGAGAGCCUUGGUCCUGGAGCUGGCCAAGCAACAGAUCCUGGAAGGUCUACAACUGACCAGCCCUCCACGCGUGUCUCAUCCUCCCCACCCUGCGGUCCUGGCCAGAGCCUUACGGAGACUGAAGUCUAAGAAGGUGCCUCAGAUGAAUCAAGUGGAGACCAUCAGCUUUGCAGCAGAAACAGAAUCGUCCUCCACUGCAGCUUGUGGAUCUAUCCUGAGCUUCCAUCUCUCCACCCCCUUGUACCUACCUCCAUACCACAUCCGUCUUUGGCUGCACCUGCAUCCCACCUUAGCUGAUACCCCCUCCAUUCAAAUCUUCCAGUGGGGUUUGGAAAGAGAAGUCCAGGGAAAUCAAACCCUGCUGGCGGAGCAUCGAAUGACCACUCCAGGAUGGAAUGCUCUGACCCUGCCUUCUCAUGCACUGGAGGGCACUGACUCUGGUGUUCUGAAAUUCAAGCUGGUCUGCCAGCCUCAUGUAGGCAAUACCACAGCUGCCAGACACUUACUUCUGGAUACAGCUGGCCACCACCAGCCCUUCCUAGUGAUUAGGACCCAAGCCAGAGCACCUGGGGGGGAUCGAGCCAAGAGAAGGACCCCUACAUGUGAGCCUGGGAGUCUUCUGUGCUGCAAGCGGGACCACUAUGUAGACUUCCAGGAACUGGGCUGGCAAGGCUGGAUCUUGCAGCCUGAGGGGUACCAGCUAAAUUAUUGUAGUGGACAAUGCCCGCCCCACCUGGCUGGCAGCCCAGGGAUCACUGCCUCAUUUCAUUCUGCUGUCUUCAACCUUCUCAAAGCUAACAGUCCCUGGCCAUCUGGCCCCUCUUGCUGUGUUCCCACAGCCCGUCGGCCACUCUCCCUCCUCUAUCUUGACCAAAAUGGCAAUGUAGUCAAGACUGAUGUGCCUGAUAUGGUGGUGGAAGCCUGUGGCUGCAGCUAGCAAGGGGGUUCAAGGGAUUCAGAGCUAGAGAGAAUGUGAAUAGUGUUGGUCCACAGAAGAAAGGGCUCAACGGGUCAGUGGUUGAGGAUGUCUAAUUCCUGAUAUCCCCUCCUCAGGUGACCUGGUAGUCUGGCCUCAGGGGCUAACCCGCUUGAGUCCAACGUGGGACUUUAGUGUCCAGUCAGUUUCAGCCUGGUUGGAGAAUGGGGAGAAGGGUAGGGAAUGGUUCUUACUAGAAGAGGAUUCCUACCCUGAUCACUCCAUAGAAGAGAUGGUUAAGGGGUGGGGAGGGAGGGAUCAGAAAAGUUGCCUUCUAAGAGAGAAUUUCCUGGAAAAUGGGCACAGGAGAGGGUGGUAUGGGGAAGACAUACUAGGAAAAGGAGCUGGUGAAGUGCUUUGUAGGAACUGCUAAGAGGGACCUGGGUCCAGGAAGGAGUCUGGGAGGGACUUAGAAAUAGGAGCCUGGAGAAGUUGAUGAGCCCCAUUAAAGGAUCACCCUCUAGUUUUGCAGGGGGUGAGGCCCUGUUGGGGAGACAAAUAUUUAUAUUUUCCUAAUAAAAACGAGAAGAAAAAAGUCACUGGUGUCUUGAUAAAGCUUUUGAGGGGAGGGGGAGACUCGAGGACUGGGAUGGGGAGAGGGAGCAUGUCCUAUAGGCAAAAUGCUCUGCAGGACAAGGUCAUGUGGAUGGGUCUGGAAAAGAACCACGUGCGGGGUUCCUUUGCCCCAG